Anisakis simplex (herring worm) is the source of this 459-nucleotide messenger RNA. Lineage: Eukaryota; Metazoa; Nematoda; Chromadorea; Rhabditida; Anisakidae. The record is from the annotation of a GenBank genome assembly.
AUGGCCAGAGAGGCGAGAGAGUCGAUGGAACAGUUCGGUUCAUUGCGCAUCUCAGCAGGUACACAUCCAGAAGGAUCUGUUUCCAAGACUACCGAUUUUUCACCGAUUUCGGAGGAUCGUUCAAGUGGUACUGGAGGUGGAGGAGCUCGUUUAAAAGAUUAUCUAACGUAUUAUCGAACGAAAAUAGCAACCGGAGGUACUGGACCGGCAGUAUCAGCGCGACCGUUACAACCACCCGUGCUACCUCCUUCCAUGCAGCCACAAGCACAGAUCGGUGCUUAUAUUCCUCAUGAUGGUUCAAGUGCUGGUUUAGGUCCAAUCCCGCCUGUUCCAACUUCUUCGUACGGUCAAGGCAUGUUAAAUUAUCAUUUUAUUUGGAAUUUAUGCGAUUGGGCAGUUAUAAUAUCGAAGACAUUCAACUUCAUUAUGGUGGAAAAUUUUAAUUUAAGAAUUCAGUAG